CACUAAUUAUAGAUGAUAAAAACACUGUGAUUAAGACAAAGAGUUAGGGUGAAAAAGCCGCGGAAAUAAGUUAAUUCUGCGAUAACAUUUGCUCACUUGAACUGCCAAUCAUAAAUUAUGCAUAGCUAGAUUCGAUUCUCCUUGGAGACGAGUUUACACCAAAGAUCCAUGUAAGUUCUUAGGCAAACAUAACUGAGAAUGGCUGCGGUUUAAUCUGUAGUCGCAUCGACUUACAAUAUGUAAUGACGAGUGAACAAAGUGUUGCUUUUCGAUCGAGAACAUGAAGUUCCUUCAACACAAGCGAAGAAAUAACACGUAGCUUUUACCCAAAAGGAAAAAUGGCGGCAGCCCGCGAACGGAGUGAGCCAAAAGACUUAUCUGAGAGCAUUUUGAACAUCAAACAUCGGGAUAUCUUUGAUCACCUUCCGCCUCUGAGUGCUCCACAGCCUGCGUAUAGUGAAAGACCAAAGAUUGUAGAGUAUGGAGCUUAUACUCAAGCAUCACCAACUAAAGAGAAAAGUCAUUAUAGACAUACAAGUGAUGCAGUGGCCAAUAACUACACACCGUCAGCUCAGAGUCUAACAACAAAGUUAAUUUAUAAAAGACAAGGCAAGACGUCCAGUUCUGCUAAAAAGAAGAAUAGCCCAAGAAAGCAACCUAGCCCUCCUGGAAAGGUUCUUGAAGAGAAAAUUCAACCCCUUUAUAGUGGACAAUCUCAAUCACCUAGUUCUGUGUAUUCUAAAGGAAAGGGUAACUUGGUGACCCAGGGAGUGCCCAGGGUAGGAGUUAUCAAGGGGCACACAAGCCCACCUCUUGUGGGCCCGCCAAAAAAAUGGUCACCCCAGAAUGAACAGGAUACUUCUGAAACAGAGAGAAAAAUUGAUAUUGAUACAAGUCCUUUGUCAAGUUCUAAACCACCAAGAGUAAAAAGACCUCAGUCUGCAGAACAGUUUGUUAAAUCAAAUGGCCGUUCACCCAGUCCUCAGGGUAGCGGCUUGCAUCAUUAUGGAGAACCUAUGCCUGAAUCGCCAGACUCUAAAAAGGCAAAAGUUGCAUGGGGAGGCCAAGGGAGGGUGACUGAAUCAAGCAGGAACGAAACUAUUGAUACAGAAACAAUUUCAAAUGGUCAUACAGACAUGGAAAUCCAUGAUAUUGGUGGAAGUUAUACUGUAACAAGUUCACCGCUGAAUAUCUCAUCGGUGUUGUCAUUUAGAGAGCACGACGAAGAGACACUGUCUGUUUUAAAUAUCAGUUUCCCUCCAUCAACAACUCCUACUUUUGGACUUUCCCGUGCUGUGUCGCCACCUGAAUCAGAGCUAGAGAGAUACAGUAGUCUUGUGGAGAAGGCCAUUAUGUCUAACAUGGUAGCACCAUUGUCCAAGGAAUGGAAGAGGAAGACCCACGAUUUUCUUCCAAAAUCAUUAAAACAGGACUUUAAGGAAACAUUGGAUGAGCUUGACAAGGAAAUGGAGGCAGAGUAUGCACGAAGUGUAAAGCAAAGUAUUCUGGAUUAUGUGCUUUUGGAUCCUGCAGAACAAAGACGACUUGGACUCCAUAUGCCACUACCAGUAAUAUAUCCUGCUGGAAGAGAGAGAUUUCCAUGGCAUGCUUCAGUCAUUGCCUGCAGGGAGUACCUGGAGAAAAACCUCUUUGUGACCCAUGUUGUACUUAGGGAACUUCUAUUCCUCUGGGAAUCACAUUACUCAGACUUGAGAUUAAUUGAUAUUCCCAGUCUGAAGAGAUCUCUUCCUUUAACAAUAACCGAGCUCAGGAAAAAUGCUCACAAAGCAACUCAGCAUGGAGUGAGAACACUGUUAGACAAGUGGAUCCCAACCUGUGUGAAGAUCAUCAGUGACAGAAGAGAUGACAUUGAGGAAUGGAUGCCUGAAGAUGAGCAAUCCAGAGUGGAGAAGAUGGAUCAUUUCUUCAGCUCAGUUUCCUCCCUGAUGUCGCUCAAUCUUCACAGUGCUGUGUAUUCUUCCAUUGACGACCUAGUACAGUUUAUUGAAAUGUACAAACUUGGAAAUGAUUUUACCGGACACUUUGAAAGAAGUCUUCCUGUACUACCACAGCCAAUUACACUCACAGUGGUUCCUGAGGUAGAAAAAGUGACAGUUGAUUUUGAGCCAAAUUUCUCAGACGUGACUGAGACAAUACAUGAAAUCAUUGAACACAUGGUGAAAAGUGUGCAAAACUUCCAGUGUGUUGAACACCAGUUGUUUUAUGAAGAUGAAGGACUUAAGAAGCGUCAUAUCAGCAGUGUACAACUUGAUGAAGAAAGAGUACUGGCAGCGAAGGAAAGAGUGGCUGAUGUCGUGGAGAAAAACAGUGCUGGGCCUCUCAAGUUCCGAUCAGUUUAUGACCCAUUGCAGUAUUUGCUGACAAGAGAGUCUGAUAUCAGGACAAUGAGGUUCAUAUCUACUGACCGUCAUCUGUUGGAGUAUGGAAGGGAGUUACAAAAGGUGUACGACCUUUCCAAAAUGGCUGCCUCAAUGGAUCUGUUCAUUCCGAUGGAAUUAUUUGUGCUGGAUUGCACCAAGAUCAAAGAGUUCCUUGUGUCACGUGCUGAUGAUCUGGUAAGCAUGAUGACGUCAAAACUGACCAGGAAGAGUUUUGAUUUCAACCGCUCCAUAUGCCACCAGUAUGAUUACAUUGUUAAUCGUAUAACAUCGUCAUCAAAGACCACUGAUGAACUUGUUGACCUGGAAAAGUAUAUUGACAAUUUGAGAAGCGGCCCCUUGGUGCAUCUGAAGACAGAGCUGGAGGAAGCAGGAGAUCUUGUUUUGUUUCUGAUGGAUCACACGUUUUUAGCUGAUGAUCAUUUGGCUCUCAAUGAAACUACAUUCACCUGGCCUGAACGGAUCAUACCCAUCAUUAAAAUGAGUGAAACUCGCAUUACACGAGAACACGAUACCGCCAUGAACAAGCUGUUUGAUUGGCAAGCGAGAUUUGAGAUGCAGUUGAAUGAAACUCUGCAGAGUGUGAAAGAGUUUUACACCAAGGACAGAAUGUCCGAGGCAAAGACGUAUCUGGCACAGCUAGAGGAACUCAAAGAAAAAGUGCAAGUGUUUCUUGAGGAGAGAAAGAAGAUCAACAAGGAGGAAGGCCUCCUUGGUUGUGAAGUUUACAGCGCAUUUCCUCAAAUCCAAGAGAUAAUAGAAGCAAAAGAACCAUUUGACAAGCUGUGGAGAGCUUUGGUGACAUUUCAUGACAAACAAGAGGCAUGGCUGGCUGGGCCGAUAUUAAAACUGAAUGCAGAAGAGAUCGAAGAAGAGGUUUCAGAGCUCUGGAGAACAAGUUACAAAUUGACAAAAGAGUUUGCUCAUCCUGAAUUCCGCGGCCCCCUGAGGGUAGCAUCUACAAUUAAAGCGAGGUUGGAGAACUUCAAGAUUAACAUGCCUUUGAUACACGCCUUGUGUACUCCUGGAAUCAAGGACAGACAUUGGGAAGCUAUGAGUGUUAAGAUUGGAUUCAACAUUGCUCCGAAAGAGGACACCACACUAAACGAGAUGCUAGUUCUCGGACUCGAUAAAUUUGUAGAGGACUUAACUGAGAUCAGCGGCAGAGCAGCUAAAGAGUUCUCCCUUGAAAAGGCCUUGAGUAAAAUGAAAACAGAGUGGAGGGACGUUGAUUUUGUAUUUGUUCAGUACAAAGACACUGGAAUAAGUAUCCUGUCGGCGGUGGAUGACCUGCAGGUUCUGCUUGAUGAUCACAUUGUGAAAACAUUAACAAUGAAGGGAUCUCCUUUCGUUGUUCCUUUUGAAGCGGAAAUGAAAGAAUGGGAGACCAAACUAAAUUUGAUGCAAGAUAUUGUGGAGUCUUGGCUGAAGGUUCAAGCUUCUUGGUUGUAUUUAGAACCAAUCUUUUCUUCAGAGGACAUUCAGGCUCAAAUGCCAGAGGAAGGAGAGAAAUUCCGCACUGUUGACAAAUACUGGAGGAAGAUUAUGACCGAAUCAGUCAAGGAUCCACGUGCACUGGUGGUGACGUCACAGUCCCAGAUGUUAGAUAAACUGCAAGUCUCAGAGAGCCUUCUCGAGGACAUUCAGAAAGGACUGAACGACUAUUUAGAAAAGAAACGGUUGUUUUUCCCAAGAUUUUUCUUCCUGUCAAAUGAUGAACUUCUGGAAAUUUUAUCCGAGACGAAAGAUCCUCUUCGUGUUCAGCCGCAUCUAAAGAAGUGUUUCGAAGGUAUCGCAAAGCUGGAAUUUGACGAGAGGAAAGAGAUCAAUGCUAUGAUAUCUGCCGAGGGAGAAACGGUGAAAUUCUCUAAGAAGAUAGUACCUGCGCAUGCCCGUGGGCUGGUGGAGAAAUGGUUACUGCAGAUCGAACAAGUAAUGAAACUGAGCCUACAAGAGGUGAUGUCUGAGGCAGUCACCGCUUAUCCACAGAAUCCCAGGACAGAAUGGGUGUUAUCUUGGCCAGGACAAGUAGUGCUGGCCUCUAGCAUUAUAUAUUGGACUAAGGAAGUCACUCAGGCCAUGCCACUGAAGGAUGGUUUAGAGGAUUACUACAAACAAAGCACACGUCAGAUAGAAGACAUUGUUGAACUUGUGCGAGGAAAGCUGUCCACCAUGUCACGGAUCACUUUAGGCGCGCUGAUUGUCAUCGAUGUGCAUGCGCGUGAUGUGGUAGCCAAGCUAAAGGAAGAUGGCGUGACAGACCCAAACGAUUUCCAGUGGAUCAGUCAGUUGCGUUACUACUGGGAAACGAGGGCUGUGAUUGUCAGAAUGAUCACUACAGCAGUCAAGUACGGGUAUGAGUACCUUGGUAACAGCGGCAGACUUGUUAUCACUCCGCUAACAGACAGAUGCUACAGAACUCUGAUGGGGGCUCUCCUGUUGAACCUGGGAGGUGCCCCCGAAGGGCCUGCUGGAACAGGCAAAACGGAGACUUGUAAAGAUCUGGCAAAAGCUGUCGCUAAGCAGUGUGUAGUUUUCAAUUGCUCUGAUGGGCUGGACUAUAAAGCCAUGGGAAAGUUUUUUAAGGGUCUGGCGCAGUCAGGGGCCUGGGCCUGUUUUGACGAGUUUAACCGGAUUGAGCUAGAGGUGCUGUCCGUUGUAGCUCAACAAAUCUUGACAAUCCAGAGGGCCGUCAUGGAGCAAGUGGAUAAGUUUGUAUUUGAAGGAACAGAAAUCUCACUGGAUCCAUCUUGUACCAUUUUUAUCACAAUGAACCCGGGUUAUGCUGGUCGUGCAGAACUUCCCGACAAUCUUAAGGUUCUUUUCCGUACAGUUGCUAUGAUGGUACCUGACUAUGCGUUGAUUAGUGAGAUCAGUUUAUAUUCCAUGGGAUUUGUUAACGCGCGCAGUUUGUCGGCUAAGAUUGUGGCUGUGUACAGGCUCUGCUCUGAGCAGCUUUCCUCUCAACACCAUUAUGAUUACGGUAUGCGAGCGGUCAAGUCUGUUCUUACUGCGGCGGGAAAUUUAAAACUGAAGUAUCCUGAACAAGACGAGGAUAUUCUUCUCUUGAGGUCCAUCAUGGAUGUCAACUUGCCCAAGUUUUUGUCACAAGACUUGCCUUUGUUUGAGGGCAUCGUGUCAGACUUGUUCCCAGGCAUCACUCUGCCAUCUCCUGACCAUGGUGUCCUGGAGGAGGCGCUCAGAAAGAACAUCCGGAAGAUGGGACUGCAGGCUGUACCUUGGUUUGUUGACAAAGUUGUACAGGUGUACGAGAUGAUGUUGGUUCGCCAUGGCUUUAUGAUUGUGGGUGAUCCUAUUGGUGGUAAGACAUCAGCGUGGAAGGUUCUUGCUGCAGCAUUAUCUGAGCUGGGCAGGGACGAGGAUUCAGACGAAGUACCGGUACAGUACAGGAUCAUCAAUCCCAAAGCGGUCACCAUGGGCCAGUUGUAUGGAAGGUUUGAUCCCGUAUCGCACGAGUGGUCAGAUGGUGUACUUGCGAACACUUUCCGUGAGCAUGCAAGCUCCGUCAGUGAGGAUCGAAAAUGGAUUGUGUUUGAUGGCCCUGUUGAUGCUGUGUGGAUCGAAAACAUGAACACUGUACUGGACGACAACAGAAAGUUGUGUUUAAUGAGCGGAGAGAUCAUUCAGAUGAGUUCACUACAGAACAUGAUUUUUGAACCUCAAGACUUGGAGCAAGCUUCACCAGCCACGGUCAGCAGAUGUGGAAUGAUUUACAUGGAGCCAAGUCAGCUGGGCUGGGAGCCACUUGUAGCGUCAUGGAUGGAGAAGGAGUAUCCGCCAAACCUCAGCACUGCCAGCAAGAACUCAAUCCAGAUGAUGUUUGAUUGGUUGAUUCCCCCGUGCUUGGAAUUCGUCACCAGGCAAUGCCGUGAACUCGUGCGCACCUCACCAAUGCAUAUGGUGAAAUCCAUGCUCACCAUGUAUUCCAUUCUGCUGGACGAGCUUAGGGAACCACCUCAGGAGGAGAAGAGAAGGACCGUAAUGGAUGAAGAACAGUUUGAGACAUCUAUGGACGAGAAGCCAGCCAAGACAGAGACUGAGAUCAUGCAGUGGCUCCAGUCCCUUUUCCUGUUCUCUCUGUGUUGGUCGAUCGGCGGGAACCUGGACACUGAUUCCAGGCUCAAGUUCAGUGAUUUCCUGAAAGUCUUGGAGGCUGGCACUAACAAGCAACACCAAAGACCCAAAGAUCUAAAGCUUCCAAAGAAUUUCCAGUUUCCUGGAAAAGGAGUGAUUUACGACUUCUUCUUUGACAAAUCAACCUUCGGUACCUGGCAUCCAUGGGAGAAAGAAGUGUUUAUCGAGGAGAUCCCAGCCAACGCCAAGCCGAAUGAAAUGAUCAUACCCACUACAGAGACAGUUCGUCAACGUUAUUUCUUGGAGUUAUUCCUCAGUCACGAAAAGCCAUUGCUGUUGGUUGGUCCGACGGGGACGGGAAAAUCAGCAAUUACCAACAACUACAUUCUGCGGAUGCCUGCAGAAAAGUACAUCGCUAAUUUCAUGAACUUUUCUGCUCAGACGACUUCAAACCAAACUCAAGACAUGAUUCUUUCAAAAUUGGACAGGCGGAAGCGUGGUGUAUAUGGACCAGCCAUUGGUAAGAAGGUAGUGGUGUUUGUGGAUGAUCUCAACAUGCCAGCUAAGGAGAAGUAUGGUGCCCAGCCCCCCAUUGAGGUCCUGCGACAGUGGAUUGAUCAUGGAUACUGGUUUGACAGGAAAGACACAUCAGUACUUACGCUCGUUGACCAGUUGCUAGUGUCAGCCAUGGGUCCUCCCGGAGGAGGGAGGAAUGAAAUCACUCCUCGGUUCCUGAGGCAUUUUAACAUCAUCUCUAUUGACUCGUUCAGCACAGAAACAAUGAGAAACAUCUUCUCUGUCAUCAUGGACUGGCAUUUUAACAACCAUGGCUUUGAAAUGCAGAUACGACGGUUUUCAAAGAUUAUAAUCAGCGCCAUCACUGAGGUUUAUACUCAAGCCAUCACUAGCUUCCUGCCCACACCUUCUAAAUCGCACUAUGUGUUUAAUCUCAGGGAUUUUGCCAGGGUUGUACAGGGAAUUCUUCUGUUUCCUGGUAUCCGUGCUACAGACCCAGGCAAGUUGAUCAGAUUGUGGGUGCACGAGGUUUACCGCGUUUUCUACGACAGAUUGGUGGACUCAGCUGAUCGACAGUGUUUCUUCGAAAUAGUUAAGAAUGUCAUGGCGUCAGAAUUCAAGGAAAAGAUGAACAAUGUUCUUGAACACCUGGCAGGCAGAGGAGGCGUGGUUACUGAUGACAGUCUCAGAAGCUUGUUUUUUGGUGACUUCAUGGACCGUAAGGCGAAUCCUCGUCUGUAUGAUGAGAUACAAGACACGGAAGGUCUUACUGCGAUAAUGGAUGGAUUUCUAGAAGAUUAUAACGUCUCAAGCAAAGCUCCAAUGGACCUGGUGUUGUUUAGAUUCGCCAUUGAACACGUGUCGAGGAUCUGUCGAGUCCUCCGCCAACCUAAUGGACAUGCGCUGUUAGUAGGUAUUGGUGGGUCAGGUCGAGCAAGUGCUACGAAGCUGGCGGCUUUCAUGUCAGAUUAUGAACUCUUCCAAAUUGAAAUCACCAAGACGUACACAUUCACAGACUGGAGGGAAGAUGUGAAGAAGAUGCUACGGAAAGCGGGCUUUGAUGGAGUGUCUACAGUGUUCCUGUUUGGUGAUCACCAGCUUAAAGAUGAAGCGUUCCUAGAAGACAUCAACAUGAUUCUAAACACGGGCGAUGUACCAAACAUUUACGAGUCAGACGAAAAAGCUGAAAUCACAGAGCAGAUGCAAAAUAUCGUUCAAGAGAGAAACCUGAAAGUGGAUUCGAGUCCAUUGGCAAUGUACAACUUCUUCAUUGAGCGUGUUCGUCGUAACCUGCACGUGGUGUUAUGUAUGAGUCCUAUUGGAGACGCCUUCAGGAACAGACUUAGGAUGUUUCCAUCGCUCAUCAACUGCUGUACUAUCGAUUGGUUCCAGGUUAAAAUUCUUAGAUUUGUUAAAGGGAUGGUUUCAUGGCUUGGCAUAAUGGAUGGAUUUCUAGAAGAUUAUAACGUCUCAAGCAAAGCUCCAAUGGACCUGGUGUUGUUUAGAUUCGCCAUUGAACACGUGUCGAGGAUCUGUCGAGUCCUCCGCCAACCUAAUGGACAUGCGCUGUUAGUAGGUAUUGGUGGGUCAGGUCGAGCAAGUGCUACGAAGCUGGCGGCUUUCAUGUCAGAUUAUGAACUCUUCCAAAUUGAAAUCACCAAGACGUACACAUUCACAGACUGGAGGGAAGAUGUGAAGAAGAUGCUACGGAAAGCGGGCUUUGAUGGAGUGUCUACAGUGUUCCUGUUUGGUGAUCACCAGCUUAAAGAUGAAGCGUUCCUAGAAGACAUCAACAUGAUUCUAAACACGGGCGAUGUACCAAACAUUUACGAGUCAGACGAAAAAGCUGAAAUCACAGAGCAGAUGCAAAAUAUCGUUCAAGAGAGAAACCUGAAAGUGGAUUCGAGUCCAUUGGCAAUGUACAACUUCUUCAUUGAGCGUGUUCGUCGUAACCUGCACGUGGUGUUAUGUAUGAGUCCUAUUGGAGACGCCUUCAGGAACAGACUUAGGAUGUUUCCAUCGCUCAUCAACUGCUGUACUAUCGAUUGGUUCCAGGCCUGGCCAGAAGACGCCUUGGAGAUGGUCGCCAAUAAGUUCCUAGACGACGUUGAAAUGUCUCGUGAAGUAAGGGGAGAAUGUGUGUCAUUGUGUAAACACUUUCAUCAGGGUGUGAGAGGAAUAUCAGAGAGAUAUUUCGCUGUUCUUCGUCGGCGUAAUUACGUCACUCCCACGUCAUAUCUGGAGCUCAUAAAAACGUUCAAGUCUCUUCUUGGGAAAAAGCGAUUUCAGAUAUUGACUCUUAAAACAAGAUAUCUGAAAGGUCUGGAGAAGCUAGACUUCGCUUCGUCACAGGUGUCGAUCAUGCAGCAAGAGUUAAAGGAGCUGCAGCCGGAGUUGAUAGAGACCAGUAAAGAGACAGAGCAGCUGAUCGAAAUAAUAGCUGAUGAGACACUGGAGGUGGAGGACAAGAAACGGGUGGUGCAAGCUGAUGAAGCCGCAGCCAACACGGCAGCUCAAGAAGCACAAGCUAUCAAGGAUGAAUGCGAAGAUCAAUUGGCCGUUGCCAUGCCAGCAUUAAAUGCAGCGGUAUCAGCGUUGGACACCCUUAAACAGCAGGACAUUUCACUGGUCAAAGCUAUGACCAGUCCCCCAGCUGGUGUGCGCAUGGUUAUGGAAGCUAUUUGUAUAUUAAAAGGUGUGAAGCCAGAGAAGAAGAUGGUUGACGGCAAACCUGUAGAUGACUAUUGGGCGUCUUCGAAAAAGGGUGUGAAGCCAGAGAAGAAGAUGGUUGACGGCAAACCUGUAGAUGACUAUUGGGCGUCUUCGAAAAAGCUUCUUGGUGACUUGAAAUUCCUGGAAAGCCUCAAGUUAUUUGACAAAGAAAACAUUCCUGUAGCAAUAAUUCGUAAGAUCCGUGAAAAGUACGUCACGAAUCCUGACUUUCACCCGUCACUCAUCAAAAACGUGUCCUCCGCCUGCGAGGGACUGUGCUCCUGGGUACGAGCUAUCGAGGUUUACGACAGAGUUGCCAAGCUUGUCGCUCCAAAGCGCAAACGCCUGGCAGAGGCGGAGUCUCUUCUGGCUCAGCAGAUGUCACAUUUAAACGAGAAACGAGGAGAACUUAAAGAAGUGAUGGACAAACUGCAGAACUUGAACGACGACUACAGGUCCAAAGUCAACAAGAAGAGGGAACUAGAACGCAAUAUCGCCUUGUGUUCCCAGAAGCUCUUGCGUGCAGAGAAGCUGAUCAGUGGACUGGGAGGAGAAAGAUCAAGAUGGACUCAAGUUGCACAUGAGCUUGGCGAGACCUACAACAACAUUGUUGGUGACGUGUUGUUGUCAGGAGGAAUCGUGGCCUACCUUGGACCUUUUACUGUGGAGUUUAGACAGGAAUGCAUUAAGGAGUGGUGGAGCUUGUGCCGAGAAAAAAAUGUGCCAGUGUCCGAUAACUUUUCACUCGCUGCGACCCUUGGUGAUCCGUUAUCAACCCGAGCAUGGCAUAUUGCUGGACUGCCGGUCGACAAUUUCUCACUCGAUAACGCCAUUAUCGUGACGAAUUCUCAUCGGUGGUCAUUGAUGAUCGACCCACAAGGACAGGCGAACAAGUGGAUCAAAAACAUGGAGAAGCCAAAUAAACUACAGGUGAUCAAAUUAUCAGACCAGAACUACGUUCGAACUUUGGAGAAUUCUAUUCAGUUUGGGACACCUGUCCUAUUGGAGAAUGUUGGAGAGGAACUGGAUCCACUAUUGGAGCCCAUUUUAUUAAAACAGACUUUCAAACAGGGUGGAGUUGAAUAUCUGCGGAUGGGAGAUCAUGUCGUUGAAUUUAGCAGAGAUUUCAGGUUUUACAUCACCACAAAACUAAGAAACCCGCAUUACCUUCCUGAAGUCUCCGUCAAGGUGACCUUGUUGAACUUUAUGAUCACACCCCUUGGCCUGGAGGAUCAGUUAUUGGGAAUUGUGGCUGCUAAAGAAAAACCUGAAUUAGAGGAGAAAAAGAACGAGCUGAUUAUAGAAAGCGCCAAAAACAAGAAACAGUUGAAAGAGAUUGAGGAUAAGAUUCUCGAAGUGUUGUCCACGAGUGAAGGCAACAUUCUGGAAGACGAAACAGCGAUUGAGGUGUUAUCAUCCAGUAAGAAGCUGUCAGAGGAGAUCUCUGUUAAACAGGAAAUCGCUACAAAGACUGAAGAAGAAAUUGAUAAAACUCGGGGAGGCUACAAACCGGUGGCUCAACACUCCAGUAUCCUGUUCUUUACCAUAUCUGACCUAGCAAACAUUGAGCCCAUGUAUCAGUACUCACUGACGUGGUUUAUUAAUCUUUAUCUCCAGUCCAUCGUGAACAGUGAAGCGUCUUCGGACCUUACAAGGAGGAUUUUGAACCUAAAUGACCAUUUUACAUACAGUAUCUACCGGAACGUUUGUCGAUCACUGUUCGAGAAGGACAAGCUCUUGUUUUCGUUCUUGCUGUGUAUUGGUAUUCUAAAAGGAAGUGGUAAAAUCGAUGAACAGGAAUGGCGAUUUUUGCUGACGGGUGGAGUGGCACUUGAGAACAAAUUCCCAAACCCUGCCUCGGGUUGGUUGACUGAUAAGUCCUGGGCCGAGAUGGUGCGAUGUUCAGCGUUACCAGCCUUCAAAGGAAUCUUACAACAUUUUACUGAACACCUGUCUGAGUGGAAAGCAUUUUACGACACUGCCAGUCCACAAACAGAGCAGUUGCCUGAUCCAUGGGAAGAUGAACUCAACAAACUUCAGCAUUUGAUCAUUUUGAGAUGUUUGAGGCCGGAUAAGGUAACGCUCGGUGUGCGUGACUUCAUCACUUUCUACAUGAAUCCCACGUACAUUGAACCUCCCACGUUUGACCUGUCCAAGUGUUAUGAGGACUCCGAUUGCUGUGUGCCGUUGAUAUUUGUCUUAUCACCUGGAGCAGAUCCUAUGGCUAGCUUAGUCAAGUUUGCAGAAGACAUCGGUGUGACCAGGUCCCAUUUUCAGACCAUUUCACUCGGCCAAGGUCAAGGACCCAUUGCAGCAAAGAUGAUCAAUCAUGCUAUUGAGGUAGGUGACUGGGUUGUACUGCAGAAUUGCCAUCUUGCCACAUCGUGGAUGCCUAUCCUUGAAAAAAUAUGUGAGGAGGUCAUUGUUCCGGAGAAGACGCACAAGAAUUUUCGACUAUGGCUAACAAGUUAUCCCACGGAAAGAUUUCCCGUGUCCAUCUUACAGAAUGGUGUGAAAAUGACCAAUGAACCACCAAUGGGACUGAGGGCCAAUUUGUUACGGUCCUACCACAGCGAUCCUAUAUCGGAUCCCACAUUCUUCAAUGGCUGCAGUAAAACGAAGGUUUGGAAGAAGCUGCUGUUCAGCUUAUGUUUCUUUCACGCACUGGUUCAAGAGAGACGCAAGUUCGGUCCACUCGGCUGGAACAUUCCUUAUGAGUUUAACGAGUCUGACCUCAGAAUAAGCGUGCGUCAACAGCAGAUGUUUCUGAAUGACUAUGAACACGUUCCACUGGAUGCCUUGACGUAUCUCACCGGACAGUGUAACUAUGGAGGACGAGUCACCGAUGAGCGAGACAGGCGUCUUAUUUUAAGUAUUCUGUCCAUAUUCUACUGCCGUGAGGUCACUGAAGAUGAACAUUAUAAGUUUUCCAGCAAGAGACGCAAGUUCGGUCCACUCGGCUGGAACAUUCCUUAUGAGUUUAACGAGUCUGACCUCAGAAUAAGCGUGCGUCAACAGCAGAUGUUUCUGAAUGACUAUGAACACGUUCCACUGGAUGCCUUGACGUAUCUCACCGGACAGUGUAACUAUGGAGGACGAGUCACCGAUGAGCGAGACAGGCGUCUUAUUUUAAGUAUUCUGUCCAUAUUCUACUGCCGUGAGGUCACUGAAGAUGAACAUUAUAAGUUUUCCAGCAGUGGGGCUUACUUUGCACCUCCAGAGGGUCCUUACGAGAGCUACUUGGAGUACAUCCGUAGUCUUCCUCUCACUCCAGAUCCUGAGGUAUUUGGUUUGCAUGAGAAUGCUGACAUAUCAAAGAACCAACGAGAAACUCAGCAGCUCUUUGAUGGAAUUCUACUCACACUACCCCGGCAGACAUCAAGUGGAGGGAAAUCAUCCCAAGAUGUGCUCAAGGAUUUGGCGUCUGAUAUCCUGUUUAACCGCCUGACAGGUGUUGUUCGAUCGAGUCUCAGGAAUAUCCAGAAAGCCAUUAAGGGUCUGGUGGUGAUGUCUUCAGAACUCGAGGAUGUGUUUGGGAGCAUGAUGGUGGGCAGGGUUCCCAGUAUGUGGGCGGCCAAAUCGUACCCGUCCUUGAAGCCUCUGGGUAGUUACGUGGCGGAUCUUGUUGCUCGCCUCAGAUUUUUCAAGACUUGGAUUGACGAAGGUUCUCCAAAUGUGUUUUGGAUCUCGGGAUUCUACUUCACUCAGUCUUUCCUUACAGGUGCGAUGCAAAAUUUUGCAAGACGCUGUAAGAUUCCGAUCGACCACUUGGGAUUUGAAUUUGAAGUGACUGACGAGGAACAUGAUAUGAGCAGCAAACCUGUAAGUGAAUAUCGGCUGCAACUUGUUGUGACACUGCUACCUACACGAGCAACACAGACAAUGACUUGGGUAAAACACCCAAAAUGCCAACAAAGACUAUUGGGAGGAAAAGUGGGGAGCGAAUUGCCCAGAAAUGAUGAGGCAGAAAUGAGAGUGUGGUCAAAACGACAUGGCAAGCGUGUAAGGCAGCGAAGUGUACGACAAGACAACACCACGGACAGAGCUGGGACACUGCCUCUGAAUUUGUAUGAAACACAGACAUUGCUUAAUCCAUUAGACUUGCAGUUUUUACUUCCUCAUGCGCAAAGCUCAGUGCCGGUGGAAAGUGCAGAACGUCCAGAUGGUAAGUCUGAUGAACAGCCUGCGGAAGUUCUCACCUGCACUGAUCAACGUGACGAGUACAGCAGCAGUGAAAGAGGAGACAGUGAGUCUGACGAGGAUUGUGCAGAUGAUACAAGUGGUUUCAAAAUGGUUAUGCCAACAAGGACUGGAAGGCAAAGACUGCUCAGCAGAAGAAUGAGAGAUUUUCUUCAGUCCAGGUGA
Messenger RNA from Orbicella faveolata, 14087 nucleotides. RefSeq names its product dynein axonemal heavy chain 3-like. Gene Ontology annotation, molecular function: ATP binding; minus-end-directed microtubule motor activity; dynein intermediate chain binding. NCBI's taxonomy places the organism in Eukaryota, Metazoa, Cnidaria, Anthozoa, Scleractinia, Merulinidae. Gene Ontology annotation, biological process: microtubule-based movement. The record is from RefSeq and is a predicted model, not a curated record. Gene Ontology annotation, cellular component: dynein complex.